This is a messenger RNA of Phanerochaete carnosa HHB-10118-sp, 366 nucleotides long. RefSeq lists its product as uncharacterized. Bases 1 to 366 code for a protein of 121 amino acids. The record is from RefSeq and is a predicted model, not a curated record. The transcript is spliced from 2 exons. NCBI's taxonomy places the organism in Eukaryota, Fungi, Basidiomycota, Agaricomycetes, Polyporales, Phanerochaetaceae.
AUGUCUCACAAACGACGCAAGACAGAUGUAGCGCCGAACACAUCUACGAACACCCACCCUGACAGCGUCUCCAGGACUACCAGAUCUCACACACGACGCGAGGCAGCGGACAGCGUACGGGUGACAUCCACUCCCCUGGCGUACGACUUUUGGGUCGCUGGCAUAUUGUCAUCAUUCCUGGGUCCAGUCUGUGAGGAGGAUCAUGUGGUGUGGAAUCUUCUCUGCGACUUGUAUGACAGCCCGUGGGACAAAGUGCACACUGCAAAGCCCUCUCAGUGCCAGGAGCUCAGUCGGAACGCGAACCCCGGUGCGCUCCCUCAUCGGGCGCACUGGGCGUGGGUUGAGGCCAACCUGAUUCCGAAGUGA